Molecule: messenger RNA, 693 nt
Organism: Trypanosoma rangeli
Lineage: Eukaryota; Euglenozoa; Kinetoplastea; Trypanosomatida; Trypanosomatidae
Exons: 1
Coding region: 1-693 (230 amino acids)
Source: RefSeq, a predicted model, not a curated record
AUGCCGUACAUCAAAACGUACGGCUCGCCCGCAAACUGUGACGCGUCGGCGAUGCCGCCGGAGAUCGUGGAGGUCACCUCACCGCCUAGAGAUACGGCGCCAGCUAACUCGCAGACGGAGGCAAGAACAAUAAUCUGCUUCAGCGUCAACACGCGGGAGCCGUACGUCGUGCCAAAGGCAUUGGCAAGGUCGUUCAUUCCCACACCGCAUCCGGUGAGGAAGGCGACGAUGCCGCCAACGAUGGCGAUCCACAGGUAUUGGUUGGUCAUCAGCAGGCGUUCUCCAAAUUCCGCUUGCUUGCCGGAAGUGGCGUUCGCAGAGGUUGUGGUACUUGGGAAAAGAAACCUGGCACGGUGCGUGGAAAAGAGGAAACACAGAGAGAAAAACAAAAGAAAAAAAAACAUCCAGUGGCAGGCAGCCGGAGUCAGCAAACGUCUCGGCCCUCAUACCGUCGCUUUCCAGGCCAUUCGAGAGUUGUACGUUAACAGAGAGUCAAGGAGCAAGAGGGCGAGCAAGAGCGAGAUCCCCGUAAGGACAUUAUUUGCUGAAAGUAAUGUGUCGCCGAUUGCGGCUCUUUCACUGGACGCAGCCGCACAGCUGGAGUUCAGCUUGUUUGCGGUGCCACACUUUCUGGGCACGGCUGCAAACUGUGUGAGCCCCCGGCAAGCUUCUCACGGGUCCCUCACCCUCUGA